Messenger RNA from Drosophila persimilis, 1198 nucleotides. RefSeq names its product cyclin-dependent kinase 10 (gene Cdc10). The coding region runs from base 16 to 1182 and encodes 388 amino acids. Gene Ontology annotation, cellular component: nucleus. Lineage: Eukaryota; Metazoa; Arthropoda; Insecta; Diptera; Drosophilidae. Gene Ontology annotation, biological process: protein phosphorylation; regulation of mitotic cell cycle. Gene Ontology annotation, molecular function: ATP binding; cyclin-dependent protein serine/threonine kinase activity. The transcript has 5 exons. The record is from RefSeq and is a predicted model, not a curated record.
AAAUAAUUGUUAAAAAUGUCGUCCAGCUUGACGUCAAAUGAAUUGGAAGCCAACCCGGCUCCCGAUCCCCAGGCGCCCAUCACACGCAAGGGAUUUCUUAUAUCGCUGAAGAACAGUGGAACCCCCAUGCCGAUCCCAGAGCAGAAUUUGUAUGGACGCUGCCGACCCGUCGCCGAGUUCGAGAAGCUAAACCGCGUGGGUGAAGGCAGCUAUGGCAUUGUUUAUCGAGCUCGUGACACUCGGAACAACGAAGUUGUGGCCCUGAAGAAGGUGCGCAUGGACCAGGAGAAGGAUGGCCUCCCGGUGAGCGGAUUGCGUGAAAUAAUGAUACUAAAGCAACUCAAGCACGAAAAUAUCGUCCGCCUGCGGGAAGUUGUCGUGGGCAAGAGCUUAGACAGCAUAUUCCUUGUCAUGGAUUUCUGUGAGCAAGACCUAGCCUCCGUACUGGACAACAUGGCCCAACCGUUCACCGAGUCUGAGGUCAAGUGUAUUACGUUGCAGGUACUGCGAGCCCUUAAAUAUAUUCACGAUCGGUAUAUAAUCCAUCGCGAUUUAAAAGUUUCAAACCUGCUGAUGACGGACGAUGGGUGCAUCAAGUUAGCUGACUUUGGCCUGGCACGCAUGUAUAGCAAUCCCCCCAAACCAAUGACACCGCAAAUGGUGACCCUGUGGUAUCGCGCCCCGGAGCUACUACUCGGAUGCAAAACACAUACCACAGCCGUGGACAUGUGGUCGUUUGGCUGCAUACUUGGCGAGUUACUACUGGGAAAACCAAUGCUGCCUGGAAGCUCAGAGAUAGCCCAGCUGGAUAUGAUAAUUGAUCUGCUUGGAGCGCCAUCAGAGUCCAUCUGGCCAGGUUUUUCAGAGCUACCGGCCGUGCAAAACUUCACAUUGAGCCAGCAGCCGUACAACAAUCUAAAAACCAAAUUCAGUGCAAUCGCACAGGCGGGCAGAAAUCUCCUCAACAUAUUGUUCAUCUACAACCCCAAUACUCGAGCCACAGCCGAAGAGUGUUUGAACAGCAAGUACUUCAUUGAUCCGCCACAGGCCUGUGACCCACGCAUGAUGCCCACAUUUCCACAACACCGAAACAAUACAGCCCCGCAGCAGGCCCAGACGUCGGCAGACAUUCCCAUUUCUGAUUUGUUAAAUGUAUUCAUAAAGAGACAGCGCAUGGAUUAAAACGUAAACGAAUUUA